Molecule: messenger RNA, 997 nt
Organism: Cyprinodon tularosa
Lineage: Eukaryota; Metazoa; Chordata; Actinopteri; Cyprinodontiformes; Cyprinodontidae
Gene: surf2
Product: surfeit 2
Exons: 6
Coding region: 1-735 (244 amino acids)
Source: RefSeq, a predicted model, not a curated record
AUGGAUGCAUUAACUGCGGAAAUCAGAACGUUUCUAAGUGCUCAUCCCUUUUUUCAGCUCACAGACGACAGAAAGAUCAAAUGCACCCUGAACGGACACGAGAUUCCCUGCAAACUGACGGAGUUACAGGCUUUUAUCCAGGGGAAGAAAUAUAAGAAACUAAACGCAGCUGCUCAGUUCAACUACAGCCAGUAUGAGCCACACAUUAUACCAAGCACAAAGCAACCCAACCAGCUCUUCUGCAAACUAACCCUGAGGCACCUCAACCGGCAGCCAGAACAUGUCCUUCAACACGUCAGUGGGAAACGGUUCAAGAAAGCCCUAACUCAGUAUGCGGAGUGUGCGAAGCAGGGGAUUGAGUUUGUUCCAGCCCGACUAAAACAGAAGAGGCCUAAAAAUGUCGGAGAUGAUAUGAGUGAGUCCUCAAAAAGACGGUCCAAUAGCAUGUGGGAACCGGCUUCCAGCGAUGAAGGACACAGCGACUCGGAAGACAGCAUGAGUGACCUCUAUCCACCCUCCAUGUUUUUCAAGAAUUCUGAGGUUAAAGGUACUGCAGGUGAAGACGACGAGGAAGACGAUGACUUUAAAACAGAUGAAGACAAAGAAAUGGAAGUGGACACACAGGUGGUGCAGAAGCGCAAAAAGGUCCAAAGUGGUGGCUUACAGAAGAAAUCCAGAAAUAACCGAUGGAAACCAGGGCACAAGAAACAUAAAAAAGCCCUAAAUGGAAAGUAGCCUGUGAAAAGACUUCCGCAGUCUUUCUGAAGCUGGGCAACACUGACGCGCGGUUUAGAGUAUGUGUUUAAGCUGAACUGGUUCUGUACAUCCAACUAUAAGGAUGCAAGUGACUUUUAGGGAAAUUUGUUUUGUCUCCAAAGUCAUGAUGUUUACACAACUGGUUUUUACAACAAACGAUUUUCACAGAGCCAGUUGGAGUUAUUUGUGAUAUCUAUUCCGAAGCACUUGUAAAUAAAAAAACAACAAACUGCUUUGUUUA